Lachancea fermentati is the source of this 519-nucleotide messenger RNA. NCBI's taxonomy places the organism in Eukaryota, Fungi, Ascomycota, Saccharomycetes, Saccharomycetales, Saccharomycetaceae. The record is from the annotation of a GenBank genome assembly.
AUGAAUGCGAGUAUUUCAAGCCAAAGUGGAGGAAGGUCAUUGAGCAACACUAAUAGACUAGUAGAAGAUAUUAAUGAAAGAGCAUUGUCGCUUUUACAAAGAAAUCGACAGCGUCGACAAUUGCUGCAGAGACAAGAAGAAAGAAGGCGAUUUGUACAACCACAACCUAGGCCAGAUCCAUUCAUUAGUAAAAUCCAGAGACACAAGUCAUCGCAUAAGCGAUAUCGUCCCAGUGAUGUUGCUUUAGAAGAGAUCCGCAAAUACCAGCGAAGUACAGAUUUGCUUAUAUCGAAGAUGCCCUUCGCUAGAUUAGUGAAGGAGGUAACAGAGCAAUUUACGACGGAGGAACAACAACUCCGAUGGCAAUCAAUGGCCAUUUUAGCACUUCAAGAAGCAAGUGAGGCUUAUUUGGUUGGGCUUCUUGAACAUACAAACUUGCUUGCCCUUCAUGCUAAGCGGAUAACAAUUAUGAGAAAGGAUAUGCAACUGGCAAGAAGAAUAAGGGGUCAAUUUAUCUAG